This is a messenger RNA of Haliotis rubra (blacklip abalone), 629 nucleotides long. RefSeq names its product 39S ribosomal protein L14, mitochondrial-like. Gene Ontology annotation, biological process: translation. Gene Ontology annotation, molecular function: structural constituent of ribosome. The coding region runs from base 109 to 558 and encodes 149 amino acids. The transcript has 3 exons. The record is from RefSeq and is a predicted model, not a curated record. NCBI's taxonomy places the organism in Eukaryota, Metazoa, Mollusca, Gastropoda, Lepetellida, Haliotidae. Gene Ontology annotation, cellular component: ribosome; mitochondrion.
UAAUACUACUAGAUGACGUCGCGCACAGAAAGUCGGAAACCAGCUUACGGACUAUCGCUGUGAGGAGCUUAGAAAAAGCAUGGUGGACUUGGCAUAGAACAAGUAAACAUGUCCAGUGUGUUACAACGGGUGUUGCAGCAGGUGGCUGUCCAGGCUACCGUACCAUCCGGAAGUCUUGCUUUCAGCACUACAGCCUGUCUGCAUGAGAUUCGGAAGAUGGCUCGGAUGAGAGUAGUAGACAACAGCACUCUGGGCAAGGCGGCACUGGCCUCGGGGAAACCACCCCGUGUCAUUCACGUGUACAACAAAAAGGAGGUUGCAACCCUUGGAGACAAAGUUCUUCUGGCCAUCAAAGGACAAAAGAGACGUGCUUAUGUUGUGGGUGUUAAACAGAAACAGAGAGCUAACGUUCCCAGAUUUGACACUAAUAAUGUUGUGCUUAUAGAGGACAAUGGUGCCCCAAUUGGAACCAGGAUAGCGGUACCAGUCCCCUCUAUGUUGAGGGGGAAGUCGGGGGAUUUUACAAAGAUCCUCUCCAUAGCUACAAGAUUUGUUUAGAUUCAUGUCAGUAAUGAUGAUAGUGUAGCAUGCGUGAGUGAAUGAUAAUAAAGAUGACAGAUGAAUUAGAA